Hibiscus syriacus is the source of this 2815-nucleotide messenger RNA. RefSeq names its product alpha-glucosidase-like. The record is from RefSeq and is a predicted model, not a curated record. The coding region runs from base 31 to 2742 and encodes 903 amino acids. The transcript has 5 exons. Gene Ontology annotation, molecular function: carbohydrate binding; hydrolase activity, hydrolyzing O-glycosyl compounds. NCBI's taxonomy places the organism in Eukaryota, Viridiplantae, Streptophyta, Magnoliopsida, Malvales, Malvaceae. Gene Ontology annotation, biological process: carbohydrate metabolic process.
UCUGAAAAGAGGAAAAACAAAAACAGAACCAUGAAUAUAACACAAAAGACACACUUUUUUAAUAAUCUCUUAUUGUUUUUUAUGAUCAUUUCUUCUUCUUCUUCUUGUUCAGUGGUUCACGGGGUUAAUGAAGCCGUUGGUUAUGGCUACAAACUGAAAUCCGUCUCCGUUGACCCGAACAACAAGUGGUUGACCGCUGGUCUUGCUCUUAUCCGCAACUCCUCUGUUUAUGGACCCGAUAUCCAGAAUCUCAAUCUUUGCGUUAGCUCCGAGUCAAACAAUCGUUUGAGAAUCAGGGUUACUGACUCAGCGCAUCAAAGAUGGGAAAUCCCACACGAAAUCAUUCCUCGUCAAUCACAAGAUCAUUUCCCCCUCAGUUCAUCAGUAAACCACCCAACGGAGAAGCUGAAGGAAACCCACUCGGUGUCGGACCCAACAUCGGACCUCAUUUUCACCCUCCGAAACACCACUCCGUUCGGUUUCUCGGUGACACGCCGCUCCUCCGGCGACACCCUUUUCGACGCAUCUCCGGAUCCAUCGGAUCCGAGCACUUUCUUGGUGUUCAAGGAACAAUACAUUCAACUCGCCUCCGCGCUUCCUGAAAACAGGUCGUCUCUUUACGGACUCGGGGAGCACACAAAGAGAUCGUUCAAGUUACAACGUGAUGACUCGUUUACGUUGUGGAAUGCGGAUUUGUCGAGUGCUAAUCUUGAUGUUAAUCUUUAUGGAUCGCAUCCCUUUUAUAUAGACGUAAGAUCAGCAUCUGAAGAUGGCAGAGUAACAGCAGGGACUAGCCAUGGAGUAUUAUUGCUUAAUAGCAAUGGGAUGGACAUAGUUUAUGGAGGGAACAUGAUAAGUUACAAGAUUAUUGGAGGUGUUAUAGAUUUGUAUGUUUUUGGUGGGCCAUUGCCACUCACUGUCAUUCAGCAGUAUACUGAGCUUAUUGGCCGCCCUGCUCCCAUGCCUUAUUGGUCCUUUGGAUUCCACCAGUGCCGAUAUGGCUACAAAAAUGUUUCUGAUGUUGAGGGUGUGGUUGCUGGCUAUGCAAAAGCCAUGAUCCCUCUCGAAGUUAUGUGGACCGACAUCGAUUACAUGGAUGGAUUCAAGGUCUUCACUCUUGACCCCAUCAACUUCCCUGAGGACCAGAUGAAGCAAUUUGUUGAUAAGCUUCAUCGGAAUGAUCAGAAAUACAUCGUCAUCAUAGAUCCUGGUAUCGGUAUAAACAGUACAUAUGGAAGCUACAUCAGAGGGAUGAAAGCUGAUGUAUUCAUAAAAAGAGAUGGCAUCCCUUACUUGGGCGAAGUUUGGCCUGGUCCAGUCUACUUCCCAGAUUUUUUAAAUCCUCAAACACAAACUUAUUGGGAUGGUGAGAUCAAAUUGUUUCGAGAUAUUCUCCCUGUUGAUGGUCUUUGGCUUGAUAUGAACGAGUUAUCCAACUUCAUUACCUCCUCUCCGAAGCCAAAUUCUGCCAUUGAUGAUCCUCCUUACAAGAUCAACAAUGAAGGAAUCCAACGACCAAUUAAUAAUAAAACAGUUCCUGCAACAGCUUUGCAUUUUGGUAACCUGACAGAGUAUGAUGUUCAUAACUUGUACGGUUUACUGGAAUGCAAAGCAACACAUGCGGCAUUGGCGAAUCUGACAGGAAAAAGGCCAUUUAUACUUAGCAGAUCGACUUUUGUAAACUCUGGAAAGUAUGCCGCACACUGGACCGGAGACAAUGCAGCCACGUGGGAGGAUUUGGCUUACACAAUUCCAUCCAUUUUAAACUUCGGACUCUUUGGAAUUCCAAUGGUUGGUGCUGAUAUAUGCGGCUUUUCAGGGAAUACCACAGAAGAGCUCUGCAGACGAUGGAUCCAACUGGGGGCUUUUUACCCUUUUGCUAGAGAUCACUCGGCAAUUGAUUCAACCCGGCAGGAACUCUAUCUCUGGGACUCGGUCUCUGCCACAGCUAGGAAAGUGCUGGGUCUCCGGUAUCGGCUGUUGCCAUACUUUUACACUCUAAUGUACGAGGCACACGCGAAAGGGACUCCCAUAGCAAGGCCUCUGUUCUUCACAUUCCCACAAGAUGUUCAGACUUACGAAAUCAAUUUGCAGUUUCUCGUAGGCAAAGGCAUAAUGGUAUCACCUGCAUUGAGCCCUGGAGUAGUUUCAGUCAAUGCAUACUUCCCCAGUGGAAACUGGUUCGACCUCUUCAAUUACUCCAACUCAGUGAGUUCAACAUCCGGGAAAUACUUCACACUUGCUGCACCACCUGAUCAUAUAAACUUGCAUGUCCGAGAAGGCAACAUCAUAGCCAUGCAAGGAGAGGCAAUGACGACGAAAGCUGCUAGGAAAACACCAUUCCAACUCUUGGUGGCCGUCAGCAAAUGGGAGAAUAUCACGGGGGAACUGUUCUUGGACGACGGAGAGGCGGUGGAGAUGGGGGAAGAUGGUGGAAAGUGGAGUGUGGUGAGAUUUCAUGGUGCAGAUACUGGUGAUGAUGUCCUUGUUAGAUCAGAAGUUGAAAACGGGGAAUAUGCUUUGAGUCAAGAAUGGAUCAUAAAUACAGUUAUAUUCGUGGGGUUGGAAAAAUCUCGGAGGGUGAAGUGGUUUGAAUUAAGCACUGCAAACACAACAAAUAUGAAUGGAAAUCCGGUUUUGAAGGCAAAAUUAGACAAGGAUGCGCAAUUCCAGGUUGUGGAAAUCACAAGACUGAUGCUUCCUGUGGGAAAGGAGUUCAAUUUACAACUCAAAACUCACUAAAGUUAGAAUUUUAAGAAGAGAGGCAGACUUCUAUGGCGCCUCUGUGAUAAAUCAGAAUGAACAAAAUAAAUAA